UCUGUUUCACUAUCGAAAAGCAGUAGAAUCAUACAUUAAAUGCUGAAUACGGAGGAUAUAACGGCUGAAGCCGAAUUCGAGGAGGACGAAGAGCCGGUUUUCAGUGAUCCGGAGGAUUUUGAAGAUGACAUCGAUGACGAGGCGCUUCUGGACGAUGUCCUCAGGGAGAGGCCACAGGAAACUGAUGGUAUUGACUCUGUGGUGGUGGUGGACAAUGUCCCUCAGGUCGGACCAGAACGUCUGGAGAAACUGAAAAAUGUUAUCCAUAAGAUUUUUUCAAAAUUUGGUAAAAUUACCAACGAGUUCUACCCUGAAGCUGAAGGAAUGACAAAGGGGUAUAUCUUUCUCGAGUAUGCCUCACCCAAUCAUGCCAUCGAAGCUGCGAAAAAUGCUGAUGGUUAUAAGCUGGACAAGCAACACACCUUUCGAGUAAAUGUCUUCACUGACUUUGACAAGUACAUGACUGUCAGUGAUGAGUGGGAAACGCCAGAGAAACAGCCAUUCAAAGACUUUGGAAACCUGCGGCACUGGAUGGAGGACCCGGACUGUCGUGAUCAGUACAGUUUGAUUUAUGAAUCUGGAGAAAGAACAGGAAUAUAUGCCAAUGAUGUCAAGGAGGCAAUUAUAAUUGAGGAAAGAGCUCGGUGGACUGAGACAUAUGUGCGCUGGUCUCCAAAAGGUACGUAUCUGGCCACGUUCCAUCAGAGGGGCAUCGCGCUCUGGGGUGGAGAGAAGUUCAAACAGAUCCAGCGGUUCAAUCACCAGGAGGUCAAGCUCAUUGACUUCUCACCUUGUGAAAGAUACAUGGUCACAUUCAGCCCUCUGCUGGACACAAAGGAUGAUCCUCAGGCCAUUAUAAUCUGGGAUGUUCUGACUGGACAGAAGAAGAGAGGGUUCCACUGUGAGAGCUCUGCUCACUGGCCAAUCUUCAAAUGGAGUAGUGAUGGAAAGUUCUUUGCUAGAAUGACUCAGGACACACUCAGUAUCUAUGAAACACCAUCUAUGGGACUCUUGGACAAGAAGAGUUUGAAAAUCACUGGGAUAAAGGAUUUCUCCUGGUCUCCAGGUGACAACAUCAUUGCAUUUUGGGUCCCGGAGGAUAAAGAUAUACCAGCAAGGGUGACUCUCAUGCAGCUUCCAUCCAGGCAAGAGAUCAGAGUCCGCAAUCUCUUCAAUGUGGUGGACUGCAAGCUGCACUGGCAGAAGCAGGGGGAUUACCUGUGCGUGAAGGUGGACAGGACUGCCAAGGGCACACUGGGCGUUGUUACCAACUUUGAGAUCUUCAGGAUGAGGGAGAAGCAGGUGCCUGUGGAUGUGGUGGAGAUGAAAGAGAGCAUCAUCGCCUUUGCCUGGGAGCCAAAUGGAAGCAAGUUUGCUGUGCUGCAUGGAGAAUCUCCACGAAUCAAUGCCUCUUUCUACCACGUGAACAACAACGGCAAAAUAGAACUGAUAAAAAUGUUUGAUAAACAGCAAGCAAACAGCAUUUUCUGGAGUCCGCAAGGGCAGUUCCUGGUGCUGGCCGGAUUGAGAAGUAUGAAUGGUGCCCUGGCUUUUGUCGACACAUCGGACUGUACAAUGAUGAACUUUGCAGAGCAUUACAUGGCGUCAGAUGUGGAGUGGGACCCGACAGGCCGAUAUGUGGUGACCUCAGUCUCCUGGUGGAGCCACAAGGUGGACAAUGCAUUCUGGCUUUGGACAUUCCAAGGGCGCCUCCUCCAAAAGAACAACAAGGAUAGGUUCUGCCAGCUGCUGUGGAGGCCACGCCCUGCCAUUUUGCUAAGCCAGGAGGAAAUCAAGCUCAUCAAGAAGGAUCUAAAGAAGUAUUCCAAGAUCUUUGAGCAGAAGGAUCGUUUGAGUCAGUCCAAGGCAUCCAAGGAAUUGGUUGACAAAAGACGUACCAUGAUGGAAGACUAUCACAAGUAUCGUGAGAACGCGAUACAGAUGUAUCAGGAACAGAGAACUCUUCGCCUGGAACUGAGAGGAGGUGUAGACACAGAUGAACUUGACAGCAAUGUUGAGGAUUGGGAAGAGGAGACCAUUGAAUUUUUCAUCAAUGAAGAAAUUAUUCCACUUGGAGAUUUGGAGUAAUCCCGAUAGCAGCCCAUUAGUCUUCAAAGAGGAGCUCUGGUGCAUUGAGCAGGGGAGAAAUCACCUGGAAUUGGUUUGUUUUAAUUGGGAAUACAGUAGCUCCAACUUCAACUGUGUUUGACAUCAGUCAUAUAUAGUGCCUUCUAAUAUUGGUCACUGCAGUGGGAGACUUUUGAGCUUCUGUUUUUGCUUUUUUGGCACUUUUAAAAUUUUAAUUCUUCCAUAAAUUAUAACAUCUUAACUUUGCAGCUGUUAUCCAUUGAUUUCCUUCCCCCCUACAGAUUUUAUUAGUUACUGGAGUUUUAAAUAAUUUAACACAAUGCCACAGUUUGCCAGAAACUAUUUUUACCUCCCUAAAUGGAAAGAACUAUGUUUUGUACAAAUAAUCAGAAGGGUUAACAAAACAAUGAGUGUGCUGAAACGGCACUACAAUGGGCUGUAUCCUCCUCCAUUCAGAUUACCUGAUAUUAAUGUGCUACAAGGUAAUGAAUAAAGUACUGAUACUAAUCUCCA
Molecule: messenger RNA, 2601 nt
Organism: Anguilla rostrata (American eel)
Lineage: Eukaryota; Metazoa; Chordata; Actinopteri; Anguilliformes; Anguillidae
Product: eukaryotic translation initiation factor 3 subunit B-like
Exons: 19
Coding region: 40-2088 (682 amino acids)
Biological process (GO): translational initiation
Cellular component (GO): eukaryotic translation initiation factor 3 complex
Molecular function (GO): translation initiation factor binding; translation initiation factor activity; RNA binding
Source: RefSeq, a predicted model, not a curated record